Agrilus planipennis (emerald ash borer) is the source of this 1056-nucleotide messenger RNA. It is a transcript of the gene TBPH, whose product is annotated as TAR DNA-binding protein 43. Gene Ontology annotation, biological process: regulation of gene expression. Lineage: Eukaryota; Metazoa; Arthropoda; Insecta; Coleoptera; Buprestidae. The coding region runs from base 217 to 1056 and encodes 279 amino acids. The record is from RefSeq and is a predicted model, not a curated record. The transcript has 6 exons. Gene Ontology annotation, cellular component: nucleoplasm. Gene Ontology annotation, molecular function: RNA binding.
AUAACUUGUUCGGUGAGAGUGAAUUUCAAAUUAUUCCCGCCGUUUGAGUUGUCAUUUACGUUAAACCAAACGGAUGUUUGCGACAACUGAUUUGAUUGUCAUCCGGCAUCCGCCAUAUUAGGUAUUUCACUGCAGUGGACGACAGUUUGUCGACUAAGUGCUUGUGUUUCACAGCACGUGUACUUUUAAUUUAAGAGUGAUUUUGAUUGUGUGUGCAUGAGGAUGUCGGUCGAAUAUUUGCAAGUAGCUGAAGACGAGGGCGAGGAACCCAUUGAGCUACCCACGGAGGACGACGGCACAUUGUUACUUAGCACCCUCUCAGCUCAAUUUCCAGGAUCAUGUGGAUUAAAAUACAGAAAUCCCGAUUCAAAAGCCAUGCGAGGUGUAAGAUUAAGCGAUGGACGAUUACAUCCACCACCAGAGAUUGGAUGGGGCUCUCAGGUCUUUUAUUGCGUUUUUCCCAAAGAGAAUAAGAGGAAAUCAGAUGAUGCAUUGGAGAACUCCACAGCAAAGACAAAGAGGAUAGAGACUAAACUAAAAUGUACAGAUUUAAUAGUGUUGGGGUUGCCUUGGAAAACAACUGAGCAAAAUUUACGAGAGUAUUUUGAAAGUUUUGGAGAAGUAAUAAUGGCUCAGGUUAAAAAGGACCCAAAAUCUGGACAGUCUAAAGGAUUUGGAUUUAUUAGGUUUGCUUCUUAUGAAUCACAGAUGCGAGUACUAGCCCAAAGGCACAUGAUUGAUGGACGAUGGUGUGAUGUGAAGGUUCCCAACUCAAAGGAAGGAUUGAUUCAGCAAGUACCUUGUAAAGUAUUUAUAGGACGUUGCACAGAAGAUCUGACUGCUGAUGACUUAAGAGAGUAUUUUGGUAAAUUUGGAGAAGUUACAGAUGUUUUUAUACCAAAACCAUUCCGAGCAUUCAGCUUUGUUACUUUUCUGGACCCUGAAGUUGCCCAGAGUUUGUGUGGAGAAGACCAUAUCAUAAAAGGUGUAUCUGUGCAUGUGUCGAAUGCGGCUCCCAAAUCGGACAAUCGUGNAUACAAUAAACUCAAAUUAUAA